GUGAUGAGUGACGUCACACGGGGGUGGCCGAGAGUCUAUGUCAACACAAGCGGCGUUGUGAAUCGCAGUCGAAUAAUCACAAAUUACACGAAUUACAACAACAACAAUAGCAACGGUGGCUGUUGUUGUUGUUUGUUGGUGGUGUUGUUGUUGUUGAGGCUGUGCGGUUGUUGCGUGCCGCGGUAGUUGUUGGUUGCCGGCGUCGUAAGGGAGGUUAUUGACGGCUCGGCUGGGCCCUGUGGCGGAGGAGCGAACAAGUCACGACGGCAACAUCCACCACGGUCACCACAGGGUGCAAGGAGGUGAGGCUAGACGGUUGUCCGAUGGCGGAGCAGCCGGGCUCCUUCACCAUCGAUGACGCCUUCGAGAUCAGCCUGGAGGAGAAGGAAUCCACCACGCCCAGGUUCGGGAGCCUCAAGUUUGAGAGGAAGGUGAACCUGAGCCGGACCAGCGGACAGGCGGCCGGGGCCGAUGAUGUCGGGCCCAGGGAAUCGGGCCACAAGUACCGGAACUUGGAAGAUGAUGAGGAUGAGGUGAGGACUAACGGAGCGAUGCCCGGUGACCUCCGCAUACGGCCGCCCUCGCGGCAAGGCUCGGAGCUGUCGUUCAGUACGGUGAGCAACACGACGCAGCUCUCCUACCGCUCCUGCUUGAGUUGGACGAGGCAUCCGCUCAUCCUGAAGAAUCGCAAGGUGGUUAUCGCCUCCUUCGUCUUCCUCAUCGUGGGCAUCGCCUUGAUCAUCACAGGAAUAGCCUUGGAGGUGAACCCCAAUGCAGUGGUGUCGAGCGCGAUCUUUUUCGUGCCUGGAUUCCUGCUGUUUAUUCCGGGAGUCUAUCACGUAAUCUUCAUCGUCUGCGCCGUCAAGGGGAAGAAGGGUUUCCGAUUCUUCAACCUACCCUAUUUCGAAAAGUGACUGCAGACUUAUUUAAAAAUAAUAACGCUAAUCAGCCAUCCGAUGCCAAAUACUGUACGCUCAAUGGCAGCGAGCCAUGUGUUGAAAUUAUGUAUCGACUAUAUUCAUAAUUCGCGGAGAAAAGUUCCAAUGGGAGCUUCACGACUGUUCUCCGUUGACGAAAUACGGAAAAUGCAUUUUUUGUUGUUGUUGUAGAGGUCUCUCUGUCUGUAAUAGAGGUUUUUUUUGUAGCUUUUAAAUAUUUCUCGGAAUAAAAUGUGAACAAUUUUGUCUUUAGAACGAAUUACGAUUGACACGCAAAACUGGGCGGCUGCAGGGGGCCGCCUCUUAAAACAACGCAUAUCCCGGGGGGGAAAAUACGGUGAAGAAAAACAACGCGGAAAAUCAAAUCAGCCAUUACGCAUUCGCUCAAUGUUAUCCGCACUACGAUCCUUCUCCGCUUAACACUCCGUAUAAUAAACUGGUCGUGGGACCCGAGCUACUCGUGAAAACACAAUAGUUACGUUUACAUUAUCGGCCAUGAACAACGUUCGCCGUAUCGGAACGAUCGGCGUCGUUGCUUUGGAUCGCGAAGUGAAUUAGGUUUUUAUUAGCGCUCGCAUUUGGCCAUCUGUCGAACGAUUUGGGUUAAUGGCACGUCUUGCGUUUAGCGAUAGCCGGUGACGCGGAAUGUGUCCCGUGCUGUAGCAGAAGUUGCGUUAAAAUGCACGCUUUGGUUUUUUCUCGCCCGCUCUGCGUGAAACAUUACCGUAAAUCGCCGAAGGAAACGCCCCGGCUUCAAUUUGAGUCUUUUUACUUGCAAUCGAUGCAGGCCUGUACCUGUGCGUGCUAUGUAUGUAUUUAAAAUGGAGCGACUAUGGAUCGUGAAAAAGGAGACGUUAUGAUGGCUAACUGACGCGUCUUAGCUCAACUGCCCGAGGUGUACUUGCACGAGACAAUACGAAAUGUUUUGGUUUGCCGCCCCCUGAAGUCCCCUUCAAAAGCAUCAGCAAUCUGAGAGCAAUUUCACCUCUUGAAGAGGGUCAGUUAUUUUUUCCGUCCAAAGAUAGUUCACGUGACAGCUGACAUUGGUCGUACGCUCUUCACAUUUGUGCACAUUGCAUCUGCGAGCACGGCCGUAAUCAUUUCAUUGUGUAUACACGACGUAGGAAACGGGGGAACGCAGUUGCAUGGUUAAUGAAUCCCACUCAAAAGCCGAAGCGAAACGGACUCGAACUAACUAACCACGAGGCUGGUGCAACGUGGGUGCCAUGUGCCUUAGAGACUGCAUUACCGUCAGCCAUUCUCAGUCAACUGUUGACUGAAGGCAUGCUGAUGCCAGUUGUGUCCUGCAAGCUAUACUCACAUUUCUCCGUCCAAGUUCAAUUGUUUUUCUUAAUGGCAGUUGCGACGAUGGUGUCUCGGAUUUUUUGUUCGAUGUCCGUUGUGCGUGUUUGUUAUUAUUUAUCCCAUUUUGGUCUGAGUUCUUCAACUUAUUUUCCGGCAGACCGCAAUAAAAUAAGCGUCUUCUGGCGGGCUACGUGACGUAAGUUAUGAUAUUACAAUGGGGUUGUGACGUCUCGAUGCCUGUACGUAUAACCACUCGUGGAUUGCACCACCUUGAUUACUCUUCUCAUCUUACAUCUUAUCUCGCGAGUCGACAUUUUCACGAGGACUAUUGCUCAACGGGGAAACUCUUGAGAGCCCUUUGAGGGCCACAUCUGACUGAAGGAACCCCAGUUCAGGAGCCCUGCUCUAGACGUCACGGGUUACGGUGUCCCAAGGCCUCACUAAUUGAUUUGUAUUCUUUAUCGCAAAAAAUGUUUUGUUCGCGAGUUUAGUUUUACUGGAGGACAAAAAAUUCGACACGUAGUUUGAAGUAGUUUUUUCUGUGCACGAUACUUUAUCGUUUGAGUAGGUGUCCAGGGCGACUUUAGCGAGUGAACUCGAGAAACCUACUGCUGUUUGCUCAAGUAAUUGUACUUUUUCAGUGACGGCACCAGUUAUCGUGCCGUCACCACCACCACCACCACGCCCCGGCAUGGCCGUACACGUCUGGCAAAUCAGGUGUGGCAUGAACGCGCCCCUCGUGCCAAUUGUGUGGGCGAACGCGGUGAUUGUGAUGAAAGUCUAUCAAACGCAACUGUUACACCCGGUAGACAUGAACAGUCGGGAGCGUGGUGGCUGCGGCGGCCGUGGUGGCCACAGGAACACCCAUUUUAUUUUAUGAACAUUCCAAACUUGGUACAAGUAUUCCCUCGUUAUUCACAAACUUGAUAUCCGCGAAUCGCAUCUACAGCUCUCCAUGGCUGCACAAAGAAAGUGAGACGAGAUAAAGUUACGUGAGAGAGAGAGAGCUGAUUUGCGUUUUUAUUUAAGCGAAUUAUUCUGCAAAGUCUGCUCUCGCGAAUAACGAGGGAAUCCUGCAUUUCAUUGCGUUACGAUGAAGGCACUGUUGUCGUUUUAAACUGCACGAGAGGACAUGUUGAAUGCGAGAACCCAAUUCUCCCCGUUGACUCGCAGUAAGACGAUACCUUCCGCAGUACAGUGGUCCUCUGGUUAACGAUAUUAAUUGGUUCCAUGAAAACUAUCGUUCAUCGAAUAUAGGAAGUACAUGUUAAAGACUAAUUUGUUCCAAGACGAUCGGAAGUUAAACCUAUUCAUCCUAUGAACAUAGUUUAUAAUAUCGAUUUAAAGCUUUCGUGACUAACUAUCUUGGUUCUUUCGGUAAAGUCACGUAGAAGGGAAAUAAUAAAAUAAAAAUAUUUUAGUGUUUUAUUUUUUAAUUUUAUUAUUUCCCUUCUACGUGACUUUACCGAAAGAACCAAGAAGAUAGUUUAUAAUAUUUAAGCACGCAAUUUUAAUAAAUACACGUUAGACGAACAUUAAGGCGUUAACUCUAAUAGAAACAUGGAUUAACGAAUAAAUGGAGCAUAAAAUAAUUACCUUAGGCUCUCAAAACGCUCAAAAGUGCGUCGCUGAUUGGCUGAGUUCUGCCGAGGAGCGCUGCCGAUUGGCCGAAAUUGGCGGGUCUGCGUGAUGUCGUAAACGUAUCGUUCAUCGAAAAUGUAUCGCUAAUAGAAUCAAUGGGACCCCAUGGGAGGGCGGAUCGUUCGUCGAAAUAACGUUCAUCAAUGGCAUCGUAAACCGCAGGGGACCACUGCACUGGUUUUGGGAAAGUCACAGGAUGCUAAAGGUGCGAUCAAUGUUCUCCAGACGCCUUUGGAAGACGUGGCACUGGGCUACAAAACAAUUGCGCCGUUUGUAAAAAAAAAAUACAGGGUGCUUCAAGAAAUGUUAACACUUAUAUGGGAUUAUCGUUUUAUUGGAAAAAGAACGAUUACUACACUGUAACACGAUAACAAAUCUAUGUUAAUAGCUUCAAAAAGUCAGUCCCCAUCGUUGUCAACACGUGGCCUGGAAUCUUCUCCAGGUGGUCUCCAAAGCGCGAAGGCACAUUUCCUGUGGUAUUGUUGCAAAUUCUCGGAAGUGUUAACAUUUUUUUGAAGCACCCUGUCUAUAGUUUGUGUGCACUUCAUUUAACAACGCAUUGAGUGUGCCUCUGCUCGUUUUCUGCCACAGUGAUUUUUGCGAGUGGGGAGAGAAAGAAAAACAAUUAUGGUAAAAAUCCCAAACAACCUGAAUCCAUAACGGCUUCAGUCACGAGUUGAGAAAGAGUGGUGCUGAGCAUUGUGUUUUGCGGCAUUUCGUUUCAAUCAAACUGCAGGGAAGUGGCACAUUUACGGAAUAGGCAAUUGCGUAAUGGCCCAUACAGCGUUACAUUGCUUCGGCUAAUUCCACAGGCGAUCAGACUUGCAGUGUCUGUAUCAGAAGGCAGUGGUCCCCCCUUUCCCCCCCCCCUUCCCCCCGUCGUUUUAUCAGAAAGCUCACAAAGUGCCUUGUGUUUGGCACGUUGCGGUAAUAAUGUCAAAUCCAUGUCACCGCUCUCGGAUGUUUGCCCAGAGUAACUGCAAAUGCGCAGGGGGUGGUGGUGUGCGUAUGUGAAUAAUAAUAAACUGCGACUUUGUUUUGAUUUCACAGCAAUGUAUGAAGGGGAUUCGUGUUGAUGUUACUAGAAUACUUCAGUUGUAACAGAGUUGCUAAGCGCAUCAAUAAACUACCUUUUCGGUUUUUUU
This is a messenger RNA of Lethenteron reissneri (Far Eastern brook lamprey), 5029 nucleotides long. RefSeq names its product transmembrane protein 134 (gene TMEM134). Lineage: Eukaryota; Metazoa; Chordata; Hyperoartia; Petromyzontiformes; Petromyzontidae. The record is from RefSeq and is a predicted model, not a curated record.